This is a messenger RNA of Nicotiana tabacum (common tobacco), 1373 nucleotides long. NCBI's taxonomy places the organism in Eukaryota, Viridiplantae, Streptophyta, Magnoliopsida, Solanales, Solanaceae. The record is from RefSeq and is a predicted model, not a curated record.
CUCCCGCCAAACAAAUAGUAAUAUAAAAAGGAAUACAAAAUGGCAGAAGCUCAAAGGUCAGGUUAAAAAUGGGGGGAAAAACACAGUACUGGUUACUGAAAACAGAGCCAGGAGAAUGGUCAUGGGACGACCAAGAAGCAAACGGCGGUAUAUCAAAGUGGGACGGAGUGAAAAACAAGCAAGCUCAGAAGUAUAUGAAGUCUAUGAACGUAGGAGACCUUUGUUUCUUCUACCACUCCGGGUCCAAAGCCCGGCGCGUUGUGGGUGUUGUCUCAGUGGCGCGUGAAUGGUACACAGAUGAUGAUGGUGGUGGUGGUGCGGUGGAUGUAAAGGCGGUUGGUGAGAUGAGGAGGGCUGUAGACCUGGCGGAGAUGAAGAAAAAUGAAGGAUUGAAGGGUUUUGGGCUUUUUAGACAACCUAGAUUGUCGGUUGUACCGGUGGAGAAGGGUUUUUGGGAUAAGAUUUGUGAAAUUGGAGGGGGAUUUGAGAGUGAUGGUGGUGGAGAUUGUGAUGAGUAGUUUUGCAUACCAGGUGUUUGUGUUUUUGCUUAAGAAAGCUGCCCAUCUUAUGGAUUUUUGGGGUGGUUAGGUUUUGGUAAAGUAGUAUUUCGACUUAAUGACAUAUAUAGCUUGUUGAUAGUGGUGGCUUAUAUAUAUUCUCUGCUUAAAACUUUUGAUCUGUUUUUAUAUUGAUUCCAAAAGUUUAGAGUCUUCUGUGUAGGAAAAACUAAUGUACAAUCUUUGUCAAUUGUCAUCAGUAGUUUUGAGAAAUUAAUGGUGCAAACAACUAAAGAAUGGAAGCCAAUCUCUUCAAGAAUAUGGUACUCCACUUUUGUAAUGCAGGAACAAUAACAACCCCUAUCUUGUGGAGAUAGAGAUGUUUCCAAUAGAUCCUCGUCUCAGGAUUGUAAUGUAGGAACGUGAUUCGAAAUUGGCGUGAAUAGUAGCUAGAAGUAAAAGGACACAGCAACUACAAGGACUGAGGGGAUAUUCAAAUCCUAAAGACAGUAAAAAGAAAAUAUCAAGGAAAUGAAUUUGCUUGGUAGAAGAUCUGAUAGGUAACUUUUUCUCGGUGAGAGCCUACAUAAACCAGUCAUUUUACAUUAGCAAGUUUAACAGGAAAAAUUCCCAAUUCGCCGACUCAAUGGACAUUGCAAAUUAAGAGCAAAACGUAGCAGCAUGCUAGUUUCAACAUUUUGUGUGUGUGUGUGUGUGUUUUAUCUUUAUGUUUAUAACCCUUCGUAGCACGCUUAGUGGAGAAAAUAGGAGCUCAUGUGCAGCAGCAACUUAAGUGAUGACCAUUUUCCUUGAGAAGAUUACUGCUCUUGGACCUCUGCUCAUAAUAUUCUAUUUCCACUACUUGUAUGAGUCGAU